This is a messenger RNA of Moneuplotes crassus, 1605 nucleotides long. The record is from the annotation of a GenBank genome assembly. Lineage: Eukaryota; Ciliophora; Spirotrichea; Euplotida; Euplotidae.
AAAAUGAAUAACAACAUUAUGAAAGACCUGCGCCUGAACGAGUACUUCCGCUCCAAGGACAAAACUGGAGUCUUGAUGAAAAGAUACGUUAAGAUGGAGAAGGAUAUGCAUGAAAUUAGAAAUCAGGUUGGGGAGCAUGGAGUCUUGCUUAAGUUAGGUAAUUAUGUCACAAUGGAUCUGAUGAAGAGCUCGAUGUCUAUGAAUAUGAGGGAGGUUGAGAAGAAGAUUAGUGGGAUGUUUAAGGAGUUUAAGGAAAGUAUGGAGGAAGAGAUAAAAACUCUGGUUACCAAACAUACGAUGGAGGAAAGGCUGAGCAAGGUUCAAAAUGAUUAUGGAGGAAAAAUUCAUGAUAUUGAUGGUCAAUUGAAGUGGAUGAAACAGUUUCUGUCAAAUAGAUUUGGAGACAAAUUUAACAAAGGCUAUAACUCAGGGGCAACUGAUGAAAAGAAUUUAGAGGAUAGAUUAAAAGAAUUAUUAGAUAAAGUAAAUAAAAUGGACGAUCAGAUCUCAAAUUCAAACAUUAUCUCUCAAAAUGACCAAAAUGGAUCAAUUCUAAACGAGGAUACAAUGAAGCAUCAUGAUGAGCUGUUAAAGGAACUUCAGGCUAAAAUUGAUAUGCUGAACAAAACAAUCAAUGAUGAUAUUCUCGCAAAGCAAAAGGCUUUAGAAGAAGAGGCCAAGGACCUAAGUGAUGAUAAUAUGAAUGAAAUGAAUGCUGACCUCAAGAUAAGAAUUUCCAAAUCAGGAUCUCGGAGGACAAAGAAUCCUAACAAAAACAAUAAUGAUAAAAUGGCAAAAGAGCUGAAGGAAUUUGAAUUCACAGGUCUAAAGCCACUGGAGGAAAAGAAGAAAACCUUUUCAAAUUAUAUAGACAAUGAACUCACUAAUUUCAAGGAGUUCGUCAAGAACAAAAUUGAGCCAUUGAAAAGCAAAGUUCUAAGAAUACAGAAUGAGAUAGAGUCUUUUAAGAAUCCCCUCUUGCAGGAAAUGAUUCAAAUUAGAACGCAGAAUGAAGCUUUGUUGAAAGAUUUAGGCAGGCAAAAGAAGAUUUAUAGAGAAAUGCUAGGAGAAUUUUAUAAGAUGAUCGCUGCCAAUGAAGUACAUGAACAAAAUCUUCGAGUUAAGGAGCUUUUUUCAGCAAGUCAUGAAACUAAGGAUUUCCCCAUUUCUCCUAAAAGUAGUGCAACUAAAAGAAACUUAGUUGAAGGUAAUGAUGACUGGGAUAUCCAUGCUCAUACUCCUAAGACUUCUGUAUCAAGAGGAAAGGGGGACAUUUCUGGAGUGAGCUUGCCCUUUGGAGAGAUGCAAUUGAAAAGACCUAGAACAAAAAGUUUGACUAAAAACUUCUCUCCUAAAACUAAAAGAAUUCUUAAUAUAAAAAGAGGAGAUUCGAAUCAAGAUUUUUCAUUAACUGACAAUCUUAUCAAAAUGUCAACUCCAAUGAAUAAUACAGUCAAGAAGAACUUAAAGACAUUAAACAAUACCGCUCUACCGCAUAGAAUUGGUAAAAGAAAUUCUAAAAGAAAUACUCUUUUCCAAAGCGACAAAAAAUUAUGCCUCCGUUUAGGCCAAAAUAGUACUCGUUAUUAAAAUUUACAACCCUCA